This is a messenger RNA of Wyeomyia smithii (pitcher-plant mosquito), 3677 nucleotides long. RefSeq names its product peroxisomal ATPase PEX1 (gene Pex1). Gene Ontology annotation, cellular component: cytosol; peroxisome; peroxisomal membrane. Gene Ontology annotation, molecular function: ATP binding; ATP hydrolysis activity. The record is from RefSeq and is a predicted model, not a curated record. Gene Ontology annotation, biological process: protein import into peroxisome matrix. The coding region runs from base 157 to 3555 and encodes 1132 amino acids. The transcript has 10 exons. Lineage: Eukaryota; Metazoa; Arthropoda; Insecta; Diptera; Culicidae.
AGAACGUGAAAACCCAUUCGGGCAGUGUGAAGCAGAGCAGUGCGUAGUGAUGUGGAUAUUUGCCUCCUGUUGGCUUUAAACGUUCGAGGUCAAAGUUCUCCCAACUGCAGUACAAAUUCAGUUCCAUCGUUGCACAAAACGACUGCAACGACGAAAAUGUUCCGUCGCACGCUAACGGUGUCCUAUUCUCCCUUUCGGAACAACUACGUGACACUGCCGGAUAACUACUUUCGGAUGCUGUCCAGUUAUAAAAACGGCUGUUUGAGCAUAACACGCGGCAUCGACACUCACUACAUGUCUUGGUUCCCGUACGGGGGUGGUGGCUACCAGGACAACCGGAUUGGCAUCAAUGCACAGGUGGCCGGUACGAUGGGUCUGAAGGAGGGUGAUAUGGUCAUGGUGGCACUGGUUAUGGAAGUGCGGUCGCUCAAGACGGUGGAGGUUACGGCUGCAUCGGAGAAGGACUGGGACAUGCUGCAAGUCAGUAGUAAUCGUGUUCAAUCAAUUCUGCUGGACCAAACGAGAGUUGUUACGAAGGGUCAGAGUUUGGUUGUUUGGAUAAACGAUUCUAUUACUGUCAGGAUUAAAAUAAAGUUUACCAUACCGCCACUUCCAUUUGGUCGGCUCGAGAACGACACCGAACUGGUUGUAGAGCCGUAUAAAAAACUUCCACAGAAAAAUCCUGAUCCACCAGCAGCGCUAGUGCGCAGUAAUACGAAUUUAAACAUUGCUGAAUUGGUCCGUCAACGGAACCAACAGCGUACGAAGAUGAAAGAGAUAGAAAAUGGAUCCUAUGAUAGUUUUGUUAAUUCAGCUGGACUGAUAACGCCGUCGGCGUCAGACGUUGCAUCCGCUAAGCAGCGACCUGUGACCUGGCACCGCAAUAGCAAUGGGUUAGAGAAUGGCACCGGAGAACUAAACGGAAGUAGUAAGAAAGCGGAACAGGCGAAGGAAAAAGAGAAAAGUGUUAUAAAGCGGAGCUCAACGGCGGGUAGAGUGACCAACGGAAAUGGGAUCGCGGGUAAAACUCAGACCGCUGUACGGAAUUCGCUAUUCGAGAACGAUCUCGAGAAGCAUUUGAACAAACUGCAGACGAGUAAAUCGAUGGCCAAUUUUCUCAGUGAGCAGAGUUCUGGCGAGGAGGUGAAUAAACGAGUGGAAAGCAACUGUCCGAAUAGGAGUCAGUACCUUGACGAUUUGGUAGCGACGCUGACACGUGAAAUACCGAAAAUUUACGAGUUUCGGGUUAUCAAGGGAGUUUGGAACAACCGACGAAACAAUUCACAGAUUUGCGAUAUCUACAUCACCAAAGAGAAUAUCCCGCAGGGUAUGGAUAUCAAUUUGCCUUUUCUACUGACGACGAAUGACGACCGGGAGUAUUACGUAAACGUGCGAAUGGCGUCCGAUGGGGAGCGCUUUCCGCGAAAUGCCUAUCCAACGGUAGAAAUCAACGAUAAGCUGAUGACUCAGUUGGAAAUCAAUCAUGGUGAGAAAGUGACGCUGAAGGCGAAGCAGAAUGCACUUAACAUUGUGGACAUGAUUGAACUGCUACCGGCUACGAAAGUUGCCGCGAAAAUCGAAGCAGAUAUCGUGGAGAAGUUUAAGGAAUUUAUUUUGUUCAAUUCUAAAGUGCACCCGGUGCUUCUGAACCAGGGUCAGGUAUUUAAGCUGCCCGAGUACUACCUGACCGUGAAACUGCAGCCGGCGAAUUUAAAGUACUGCUUAGUGAAUGGGGUUAUUUUGCGACAGAGUAAGGUGACCUGCGCUGGGGAGGUGAAAAGUUUGGAUUCGGUUGUUUCCAGCGAGGAAGAAGAAAAGAAAAUAGUUUCCGUAGAGUCCGUACAGUCUGUAUCUAAAUCGAUAAAAAUAGAUAAGAUGCAACGAAUCGCGGAUAAAUGUGUUGAUCAGCUGAAGCUGAAACUGUGUCUGGACGACAGAAAUUCAAUUCGAAAAAGCCACAACGUUCUGAUUGCGGGACCCGAUCAGAGUGGUAAGAAAUCACUCUGCCAGGCAGUGCUGAACCGCCUUGCGGAAGCCCCGUUUUACUGUUUUACCACGACUUUUAAUUGUUCUAAGCACAAAGGUCGUAAGCCGGACUCGAUUCAGAAAGAUUUGCGUCAUAGUUUUUAUCUGUGUAUGUUUCACAGUCCUGCGGUGAUAUAUUUGGAAGGACUAGACGUGCUUACGCACCAUGCUGGCGAGCAGAAUACCCAGGAUGCCGAGUACCACAACAAAGUUUCGGACUUGUUUCGGAAACAAAUUGAAGAGUUCACGAGCAAUAACGCGAUUUCCGUGAUCGCAUCGAUUAGUAGCGUCAGUAAUCUGAACCGGAGGUUGUACUCGUCUCGAGGAUUCCAUUUGUUUCACCACAUCCGCCGGGUGCCAAAUCUUGACAAGACUGACAGAGAGAAUGCGCUGAAGAGUUUGUUCGUAAGCAAGCGGUGCAAGCUGGAGCGGACGGUCAACUGGAAGCGGUUGGCCAAUGCAACCGAGGGUUACACGAUUGGUAGUUUAGUACAGCUGGUAGAUCGUGCUGUAUUUUAUGCCUUCAAGCAGAACUGCAAAUCUCCUCUAAUCACGGAUAACAUGAUCAACAGCGCGCUAGAUGUCACCAAUUCGUACUGCUUGCAGGGGAUUGAAAACCACAAACAAUCGGACGAUGUGGAUUCGGAUGAUGAGGUGCCAGGCGAUCAAGUUCCAGGUUUGGAAAAGGCCAUAGAAGUGUUCCAGGAGGUGUUGAUGUGGCCCAGCAAGUUUCCGAAAAUUUUUGAAAACUCUCCACUCCGAAAUCAAGCUGGUAUUCUACUGUUUGGACCUCCGGGAACCGGGAAAACUUAUCUAGUUGCUAAAUUAGCCAAAACCUGGAAUCUGCGCAUGAUUUCGGUGAAAGGCCCGGAGCUACUGGCCAAGUAUAUUGGACAAAGUGAGGAAAAUGUGCGAAAUCUUUUCGACCGGGCUCGGAGCGCCAAACCGUGUGUUCUAUUUUUUGAUGAAUUCGAUAGCUUAGCGCCUAGGCGAGGACACGAUUCCACAGGCGUUACGGAUCGUGUCGUUAAUCAGCUGCUCACCGAGCUUGACGGAGUGGAAGGUUUGCAGGGUGUUACGGUUAUCGGUGCUACCUCGCGCCCUGAACUACUCGAUCCGGCUUUGCUGCGGUCCGGUAGGAUCGAUCGAUUGGUGGAGUGUAGCAUACCGGAUGAGAAAUCUCGUCUGGCUAUUUUCAAAAAUCACAGUCGUUCUUUAGAUUUGGCAAACGAUGUACAGUUGACGUACUUUGCGAAGAAGUCCAACGGACAUACCGGAGCGGAUAUACGUAGCAUUCUGACAACAGCCAACAUGUUGGCGGUUCAGGAAUGCCUAGCCAGUGCCGUUGAUGAUGAGUAUGUUCCAGAGCAGAUAACCAUUUACCAGCGGCAUCUUUUGGAGGCUUUUACCAGCACACGCCCAUCGCUCAGCCCACAAGAUGUACAGAAAUACAAGGAUACAUACGCACGAUUCACCAACAAAGAACCACCUUCGAGGGAUUUCGUUGCAAAACGGGCCACCUUGGCGUGACAUGAUUUCGGAUGAAGUUUGUUAGCUACAAACGCUUUAGUUGGGUUUGGUGUUUUAUCAGCUGCGGUGAUACUGUUGCUUAGGUUUAGCAUGAGAAGGUAUAAAAGACAAAUAUUUCCUAA